Morone saxatilis (striped sea-bass) is the source of this 2762-nucleotide messenger RNA. RefSeq names its product HECT domain containing 1 (gene hectd1). Lineage: Eukaryota; Metazoa; Chordata; Actinopteri; Moronidae. The transcript has 17 exons. Gene Ontology annotation, molecular function: metal ion binding; ubiquitin protein ligase activity. The record is from RefSeq and is a predicted model, not a curated record. Gene Ontology annotation, biological process: anatomical structure development; proteasome-mediated ubiquitin-dependent protein catabolic process; protein K63-linked ubiquitination. Bases 6 to 2762 code for a protein of 918 amino acids. Gene Ontology annotation, cellular component: nuclear speck.
ACUGGAUGUGUCCGGUGAACAAGGGAGACGACAAGAAGAAGAAAGAUGUGAACAAGGAGGAGGAGGAGGGCAGCGAGCCCAAAGGAGACCCGGAGAUGGCUCCCAUCUACCUGAGGAGACUUCUGCCUGUUUUUGCACAAACCUUUCAGCAAACCAUGCUGCCUUCUAUUAGGAAAGCCAGCCUGGCUCUGAUCAGGAAGAUGGUUCACUACAGCAGUGAAGUGCUGCUGAAGGAGGUGUGUGACAGCGAGACAGGACACAACCUCCCCACUGUGCUGGUGGAGAUCACUGCUACUGUCCUCGACCAGGAGGACGACGACGACGGUCACCUUCUGGCUCUGCAGAUCAUCAGAGAUCUGGUGGAUAAAGGUGGGGACGUUUUCCUCGACCAGCUGGCUCGACUGGGAGUCAUCAACAAGGUGUCCACUCUGGCUGGACCGGCGUCUGAUGACGAGAACGAAGACGAAACCAAACCAGAGAAGGAGGAGGAGGUGCAGGAAGAUGCGAGGGAGAUCCAGCAGGGGAAGCCGUAUCACUGGAAGGACUGGUCCAUCAUCAGAGGCAGGGACUGUCUCUACAUCUGGUCGGAUGCUGCUGCGCUGGAGCUCUCCAACGGCUCCAACGGCUGGUUCAGGUUCAUCCUGGACGGGAAGCUGGCCACCAUGUACUCCAGCGGGAGUCCAGAGGGAGGAUCGGACAGCUCUGAGUCUCGCAGUGAGUUCCUGGAGAAGCUGCAGCGGGCGAGGAGUCAGGUGAAACCAGUAACAGCCAGUCAGCCCAUCCUGUCCAGUGUGGGUCCCACGAAGCUGACGGUGGGCAACUGGUCUCUGACCUGCCUGAAGGAAGGCGAGAUCGCCAUCCACAACUCAGACGGACAGCAGGCCACCAUCCUGAAGGAAGACCUGCCGGGCUUCGUCUUCGAGUCCAACAGAGGAACCAAACACUCCUUCACCGCCGAGACCUCACUGGGCUCAGAGUUUGUGACGGGCUGGACGGGGAAGCGAGGCAGAAAGCUGAAGUCGAAGCUGGAGAAGACAAAGCAGAAGGUGAAGAGCAUGGCGAGGGAGCUGUACGACGAUCACUUCAAAGCUGUAGAGAGCAUGCCCAGAGGGGUGGUGGUCACUCUGAGGAACAUCUCCACGCAGCUGGAGUCCGCCUGGGAGCUGCACACCAACCGACAGUGUAUUGAGGGGGAGAACACAUGGAGGGACCUGAUGAAAACGGCUCUGGAGAACCUGAUCGUAGUUCUGAAGGAUGAAAACACGAUUUCUCCGUAUGAGAUGUGUAGCAGUGGUCUGGUCCAGGCUCUGUUCACCGUCCUCAACAAUAGUGUGGAACUGGACCUGAAACAUGAUUGUAAGCCUUUAAUGGAGAGGAUCAAUGUAUUUAAGGCGGCUUUCAGCGAGAAUGAAGACGAUGAAAGCCGACCAGCUGUUGCCUUAAUCCGUAAACUGAUAGCUGUCCUGGAGUCUAUAGAACGUCUACCUCUGCACCUGUACGACACUCCGGGCUCCUCAUACAACCUGCAGAUCUUGACAAGGAGGUUGCGGUUCCGUCUGGAGCGAGCGCCAGGUGAGACGGCUCUGAUCGACCGGACGGGUCGCAUGUUGAAGAUGGAACCGCUCGCUACCGUGGAGUCUCUGGAGCAGUACCUGCUGAAGAUGGUGGCGAAGCAGUGGUACGACUUUGAGCGUUCAUCCUUCGUUUUCGUGAGGAAGCUGAGGGAGGGACAGACCUUCACGUUCAGACACCAACACGACUUUGACGAGAAUGGAAUCAUCUACUGGGUUGGAACCAACGCCAAGACGGCCUAUGAGUGGGUAAAUCCCGCUGCCUAUGGCCUGGUGGUGGUGACAUCAUCAGAGGGGCGGAACCUCCCCUACGGGAGGUUGGAGGACAUCCUGAGUCGGGAUAGCUCCGCCCUCAACUGCCACACCAAUGACGACAAGAACGCCUGGUUCGCUGUCGACCUCGGGCUCUGGGUCAUUCCCUCAGCGUACACCCUGAGACACGCCAGGGGUUACGGCCGCUCUGCGUUGAGGAACUGGGUGUUUCAGGUGUCGAAGGACGGCCAGAACUGGACGACUCUCUACACCCACGUAGACGACUGCAGCCUCAACGAACCGGGGUCGACGGCCACGUGGCCUCUGGACCCGUCCAAAGAGGAGAAGCAGGGGUGGAGACACAUCCGGAUCAAACAGAUGGGGAAGAACGCCAGUGGUCAGACUCACUACCUGUCUCUGUCCGGACUCGAGCUGUACGGCACAGUCACCGCCGUCUGUGAGGACCAGCUCGGUAAAGCUGUGAAGGAGGCGGAGGCGAACCUUCGUCGUCAGCGGCGCCUGUUUCGUUCCCAGGUGAUGAAGUACAUCGUCCCGGGGGCGCGGGUCGUCCGUGGCAUCGACUGGAAGUGGCGUGACCAGGACGGCAACCCGGCCGGAGAAGGCACAGUCACCGGAGAGGCUCACAACGGCUGGAUUGAUGUAACCUGGGAUGCUGGCGGCUCUAACUCUUACCGUAUGGGCGCUGAAGGGAAGUUUGACCUCAAGCUUGCUCCAGGGUACGACCCUGAGUCGGCUGCCACAGCGCCGUCACCCAAACCUGUCUCAUCCACUGUUUCAGGCCCCGCCUCCUCCACGGUGGGACCCUCUGUGAUGCCGGCGGCCAGCGGCGGCACCACCACCACCACCUCGUCCUCGUCCUCCUCCACCUCGAGGAGGAGGAGGAGGAGGUCAUGUACGGUUUGUGACCAGAAAUACUGA